CGGAGAGAUACCGUAAUGUACGCACACACCAAGACCAGAUAACAGGUCCAGGAUGGAGAGCAAACAUGAACACACUUAUGAACAUAUACACGCACGUUUUUGUUUUUUCUUUCACUGCGGACUGGCGGUACGGUGGAGUGGACGCGUUGCUCUUUGUGAUUAAGCCGAUUGAUCAUUUGAGGAAAAUGUGCAUGAUGUACUGCAGCGUAUGAAACUUCUGGAUGGACAGAAGCUCAGUACGGUUUUCACUCGAAGCCAGAAUGAGAAGAACAGCAGGAGUGUCUUAACCAAGAAGCUACAGAGCAACAACUUAUCCUCAGCAGAGGCCACGCCCACCAUGGAGGAGCUGGACUCCGGGGAAGAGAGCAAGAAGGAAACCUCGCUGCAACAGCUGGGAUUCACCCAGGCAGACACCGCUUUCUUAUUCCCACCUGCUCUGCCCCCCAACCCGGUCAGCCCGCUCACUCACCUGGGGACGCUGCUGCCGGGACACGACGCACCGAAGACCGGCGGAUUGGACAGGAGACUGGUCCCGAGCUUCCAAGGCUGUCAGUUACUGGGAACAAGGGAACCAGGAAGAGAGGCCCACGCAGACCAGACCAUCAUCAUCCUGCACGCCAAGGUCGCUCAGAAGUCCUACGGCAACGAAAAGAGGUUCUUCUGCCCUCCACCUUGUGUUUACAUCAGUGGUACUGGAUGGAGAGUCAUGCAGGACCAUUUGAAAGCGGCUGGUUACGGAGACGCUGUGUAUCGUGUGUGCGGUUACAUGUGUCUGGACAGCUCCAGUCAGUCGCAGGCAGACUCAUUUAAGCUGGUCUUUGAUGAGCAGCCAAACUCCAGGAUGUUUGCCUGCGCCAAGUCCCUGUUCGUCUCCGAUCAGGACAAGAGGAAGCAUUUCUCCCUGCUGCUGCGACUCUUCCUGGGAAACAGACAGGAAGUGGGUUCUUUCCAGAGCAGGAUGAUCAAAGUCAUCUCCAAACCCUCCCAGAAGAGACAGUCUGUGAAGAACGCCGACCUGUGCAUCUCGUCUUGCUCCAGAGUCGCUUUGUUCAACCGUUUGCGCUCUCAGACGGUCAGCACUCGUUACCUCUCAGUGGACAGAGGAGCUUUCAUAGCCAGCGCCCGACAGUGGACGGCCUUCACCAUCACCACGGUGGAGGACCAGCGUGCUGAUCAAGGAGGCUUUGUGCUGAGCGAAAGCUUCAUCUGUUAUGGCUGUGUGGUCCAGUUAGUGUGUACUGAUUCUGGAGUAGCUCUGCCUCCCAUGGUGAUUCGGAAGGUCAACAAGCAGCACGCCAUCCUGGACGUGGACGAACCGGUUUCUCAGCUCCACAAGUGUGCCUUUCAGUUCAGAGACAAUCCUCAGGCCUACCUGUGUCUGUCCAAUGACACCAUCAUACAGUACCAGGCUCCGGCCAGUGGCAGAGACCCCAGCAGAGUGGUGCUGAAUGAUGGAUCCUGCUGGACCAUCAUCGGAGUUGAAGCGGUGGAGUUCACGUUUAAUCAGGGUCUGGCCUGCAUCCAGACGCCAGUUAGUCCUUUUCCUGUUAUCACUGGUUUAGAGGUGAAUGGUGGAGGCCACGUUGCCAUGCUGGAGAUCCAUGGAGAAAACUUCAGUCCACAUCUCAAAGUCUGGUUUGGCAACAGCGAAGCUGAGACCAUGUUCAAGUCUCCCAAGUCCCUGCUCUGCGUUGUUCCUGACGUCUCUGUCUUCAGUAACGGCUGGCGCUGUCUUCGCCGCGCCGUCACCGUGCCCCUGUCCCUUGUCCGACUUGACGGCCUGAUUUAUCGCACAUCCUUCACCUUCACCUACACACCUGAGCUCCUGCCGCCUCCAUCUGCCCGAGGCGCUGCAGGAGGAGGAGGAGUAGGAGGAGGCGGAGGGAAGAUAGAGGAAGGGAUGGACAGAAGCCAGGAAGACGACAUCCUGUUAGAGACCAUCCACCAGGAGUUCACCAGAGCCAAUUUUCACCUCUUCAUGCAGAGUUAACUGAUUCUUCAAGUGAAGGCGGAGUCUUCAGGGUCGUGGGAUUUGCUGGAGUCUUACCCAGCUGUCUUCGGGCGAGAGCCAGAGUCCACCCUGGACAUGUUGCCAUGUCGCCAUCGCAGGGUUGACACAGAGACAAACAACCAUUCACAACAACAUGCAAACUCCACCCAGAAAGGCCUGAGUCGGACUCGAAUCUGGACCUUCUUGCUGGGAGGUAUCAGCGCUAACCACAGAGCUACUGUGCCACCCUCGAUUUAAAGUGAUAUUUUUUUUUUGUUUAUCACAGACUUUGAGCGAUAAGACAAUCCUACAUUUUUAAGAUGUCGUCUUUUCUCAUCCUUUUUUUAAGAUGUAAGAGGGAUGCAACUAAGAAACAGGGAUGUUGUUCAGUGCUAACCGUUUCAGAAUGGUUAGCAUUGUCAAGUUAUCAUGAAACCCUGUUUACUGGUACACGGUGAAGGGUGGCCUUUGAUUUUCAGGACAUAAGCUUAAUUCAGUGCAAUCAAUACACAUUCGUAAGAAUAAAGAUACUAAUUUUAAUAAAUAA
Messenger RNA from Mugil cephalus (flathead mullet), 2537 nucleotides. It is a transcript of the gene rbpjl, whose product is annotated as recombination signal binding protein for immunoglobulin kappa J region-like. Gene Ontology annotation, cellular component: nucleus. Bases 209 to 1990 code for a protein of 593 amino acids. The transcript has 14 exons. Gene Ontology annotation, biological process: regulation of transcription by RNA polymerase II. Lineage: Eukaryota; Metazoa; Chordata; Actinopteri; Mugiliformes; Mugilidae. Gene Ontology annotation, molecular function: DNA-binding transcription activator activity, RNA polymerase II-specific; RNA polymerase II cis-regulatory region sequence-specific DNA binding. The record is from RefSeq and is a predicted model, not a curated record.